Messenger RNA from Protopterus annectens (West African lungfish), 1947 nucleotides. RefSeq names its product dentin sialophosphoprotein-like. The transcript has 6 exons. The coding region runs from base 11 to 742 and encodes 243 amino acids. NCBI's taxonomy places the organism in Eukaryota, Metazoa, Chordata, Ceratodontiformes, Protopteridae. The record is from RefSeq and is a predicted model, not a curated record.
CACUGAAGACAUGGGAGCUAUCAUGUUGUUCAUCUUUAUUCUUACAUCAGCUGCUGUAUCAUCUCAGUAUACAACACCACAGAGAACCAUGAAGACUUCCCAAACAACUACUACGAGUCCAGGGCCUCUAGCGCAAAGUAUCAUCAUUUUGUGCAUCGUUGGGGCUGCUGUGCUUGGAGCACUACUAAUCACUGCAGUUGUUGUAGCCAUAGUAUGGCUGAAGUGCAUGAAAGCAACAAUUAACAAAGACAGCAAGCCAGCCAUUCACCUGAAUAAAUGUGAUAAUACCAGUACAUGUUACCCAACACCAGAUGGAAAAGAGGACUACAACAACUGCUCUCCUCUUACCAGACGCUCAGAGAACAAGGAUGAUGAUGACACUUCAAGUGACAGUUCUGAUGACUCUGAAAGGUUUCAUAAUCCUAAGAAUCAAGGCAGCUUUGAAAGUUCAGACAGCUCUGACAAUUCUGAUAGUUCUAGCACAUCAUCAUCUUCAUCAUCAUCCCAGGAAGGGGUAACAUAUGUCACACUAAAUCUUCCGCCGACAAGUAAAGCACAGCACCAGAUGGAGGAUUACAUCAAUCUGCAGCUGUCUGAAGACUAUGAGAAUUUACAGUCAUCCAAACAUACAGAGAAGGAGGUGGACUAUGUCAAUGUAGCACCAGUGCAGGAAACCUCAAACAAUGCAGUACAGCGGUGGCUUUCAGAGACUACGGACUACUGCUCAGUGAUCGUGAAGUGACACAUCUGCAGCUCAGACAUUUUGGCAAAAAGUCCACGUUGUUGUGAAUGUUAAUUUUUCCAGGGGACUACAUCCAGCUGUCUAUAAAUCAAUAUUUUAAGAAUAUUUAGUCAGCCACAGGAGGGACUUGUUUUUUUUUCUAGGGUAAAGAACCAGCCUGGAUUCCUCUGCUCCACUUUUUCUUUGAUGAUAAGGAUGCAUAUUUUCCAAGUUAACUAUUUUCAAACAUUUGGACUAUAACACUUUUCUUGGUAUUCAUAAACAACUAUUUAGUUUUCCUACACAAAGUAGAAAUAGUCUAACUAAAAUCUGUUUUAUCCUUGUAAAUGUUUUUCCUUACCUUCUGUCAUGGUCUGGCUCUAUGUAAUGAGGCUGAUUAACAUGCACAGGAAAUGGGAUCAGUAAUAUUAAUGAAAUGCUUCUAUGCUUUUAACUAGCCAUGCUACUUGGCCUCCCUGCUGCAGAAACACAAUGACUUUGUACUUCAUUAAUGAUUAGGGUCCAGGCAUGAGCCCUAUUCAUUGACAGCUACAGCUGAAGUGGGAAUGUUGGCAUCAUGGUUAAAGUGUUUACCUUGCAGACACAAUGUGCAGGGUUUGAUUCUCACAUGGGGUAAUUGGCUAGGCUUAAAAUGGCCCACAAGGGCAGUUAGGCUAAUACUAAUCUCUUUACCUAUGAAGAACAAGAUUUUACUAACAUAAGGUUUCUGUUGUUAUGUGGUGUUUCAAUGUUUCAGCCCAAAAUUAAUGGAAGUUGAUAGUAUGGUUGGGGGGGGGGGGCUUGUGAAAAUGCACACAGUGUACAUUUUAAUAUACCCCACCAGCAAGCACAGAUGAUUAUGGCCCCACCACCAUGAAUCUUUUGGUAAAUGUACCCAAGUGCCAGAGAACAAUCUGUUCAAGGAAAUAUCCAGGAACAUUGCAUGUGCUGCUGCCUUGCAACAGAAAGAUUGUGGUAAGGAAGAGUACUAUGAGAAAAUCUAACAUCCUGCUAUAAAAAGGCCUUGUAAGCACUGGUAACCUGCUUAGAAAACUUUAGAAUGUUUCUGUUUCCCCUGUGUUUAACAAAGAAAAGUCAAGGAGAAAACCAAACCCAAAUUCCCAUACUGAUCCAAUCCUUGGGUUAACUUAGUUUUGUCCUGAAUCACUACAAGAUUUUUGUAAAUAUUUGUACACAUGGAAAGAAUAGUAGUUUUGUUUUUAAGA